Messenger RNA from Camelina sativa (false flax), 648 nucleotides. RefSeq lists its product as uncharacterized. NCBI's taxonomy places the organism in Eukaryota, Viridiplantae, Streptophyta, Magnoliopsida, Brassicales, Brassicaceae. The record is from RefSeq and is a predicted model, not a curated record.
CAUCCGCACAUAUACCAACCAAAACUAAAGUUCCCAUCUAUCUAUGGCUAUGGCUAGUAGUAGUAGCAGCUCGUCGUUGUUUCCUACCCAACAACAACCGCAACAGCAAUUAGGAGGCAAUGAGAUCGUACCUACGGCUACCAAUGCCAAUCUAAUUGCAGCACCAAACGCUCCAAACCAUUACUCCUCCGGCUCCAUUGGACCUUUCUUCGCAGUCAUCUCUGUUCUCGUCGUUCUUGCGGUUCUCUCCUGCUUCUUGGGUCGCAUAUGCGCAAGGCGCCGCCAUAGUACUGUUUUAGUUGCUGAAGCCAAUCCAUUGGAGAUGAUAAAGAGUGGUGGGCUCCUAGGAUGGCUGAGACGAAAAUGGAGACGAUGUUUGGCCGGAGACGUUGAGGCCGGAGCUAAAGUUGCUGAUUGUGCUGGUAAAGAAACACCUAAAGAUAACGAUCAAACUCGCCUAGAAGCACCUCCAGCUUGAUCUCGGUGAUUGUGAGUGAUAAAGCAAAAAGAGUAUCAACGUUCUUUGUAGAAUGUAAUCUAACUAUUAGCAUCAUUGAAAUAAUUUUCUAUUCUUCAAAGUUCGUAAUCUCAUUACUUCCACUUUCAACAUGUUUGAACCUUCACUAGAAUCAUUUGAAUUGAAUUCCA